CUCGGAAAAGAAUGGGCGAAGGCUCAAAAUUGGACUUUUUAAAGCUGGAUGAUUCUCCCAUGUUUAGAACUCAGCUUCAAUGCUUGGAAGAAAACUCUGAAUUGCUGAAGGAUCGAAGUUUAAAGUUUUACAAAGGAUGUCACAAGUACACGGAAGGGCUUGGAGAGGGUUAUGAUGCAGAUGUUGCUUUUGCAAGCGCACUGGAAACAUUUGCAGGAGGGAAUAAUGAUCCUUUAGGUGUUUCAUUUGGAGGCCCAGUCAUGGCAAAAUUUACUAUUGCCUUGAGAGAGAUUGGUACGUACAAGGAAGUUCUUAGAUCACAGGUGGAGAACUUACUAAACGUUAAGCUGCUACAAUUUGUCAAUGUCGACCUAUAUGAUGUCAGGGAAGCUCGAAAACGGUUUGAUAAGGCUGCUGCUUCAUAUGACCAG
Molecule: messenger RNA, 431 nt
Organism: Chenopodium quinoa (quinoa)
Lineage: Eukaryota; Viridiplantae; Streptophyta; Magnoliopsida; Caryophyllales; Amaranthaceae
Product: ADP-ribosylation factor GTPase-activating protein AGD3-like
Exons: 7
Cellular component (GO): cytoplasm
Molecular function (GO): protein binding; GTPase activator activity
Source: RefSeq, a predicted model, not a curated record